AUAGCGCCGAUUGGCUGGUGGCUGAUAUGCAUCGCUGAGGUACUGAAAUUAGCGAGAGCGCAACAGAGUCUGGUUACCCAAUACAGAGACUGCGUUGAGGGUUUAAGACCAGCAUCACAGCGAGCGACUCAGAAAAAUUACUACCACCACCACAACCAGAAAUGUUACUGCAGUUCCAAUCAUCGCAUCACUUGAGUAUUUGCUAAAUAUUUCACUCACUUUCUCUUUGUGAGUUCGAGUUUGUUGAAGAAUUGCAUGAACAAACGAACUGCAAAGCUUUUUUUCCAGCGAAUAAUACAGGCAUACAAAAAUCAUACAUUUUUUGCUUUUGACAUUUGUUCAUCAUUUGUUCACCAUGGAGUACACUUCCUCCCCGAAGCCACAGCUUUCCUCCAGGGCUAAUGCGUUUUCUAUUGCCGCACUCAUGUCAAGUGGGACAACGAAGGGUAAGGAAACCGAGGAGAACACCAUUAAACCGCUGGAACAAUUUGUAGAAAAGUCCUCUUGCGGGCAGCCUCUGAACGACCUGUCGACUUUGGACCAGCACGGUGACUUUAGCGGAAACCCGUCUGCAGUGUGCACGGAGCCCCUCAUCCCCACCACCCCGAGCGUGCCCAGUGAGGAGAUGGCCAAGAUCUUGUGCAGCCUCGAAACCAAGGAGCUCUGGGACAAAUUUCACGAGCUUGGCACUGAGAUGAUCAUCACCAAAUCCGGAAGGAGAAUGUUCCCCACCAUACGGGUGUCUUUCUCUGGAGUGGACCCGGAUGCCAAGUACAUAGUUCUGAUGGAUAUCGUUCCCGUCGACAACAAGAGGUACCGAUACGCCUACCACAGGUCGUCCUGGCUCGUGGCAGGGAAAGCGGACCCCCCUCUACCUGCAAGGAUAUAUGUGCACCCAGAUUCCCCAUUUACCGGCGAGCAGCUACUGAAACAGAUGGUAUCUUUUGAAAAAGUCAAACUGACGAACAACGAGCUGGACCAGCAUGGGCAUAUUAUUUUAAACUCAAUGCACAAAUACCAGCCCCGGGUUCACAUCAUUAAAAAGAAAGAUCACACAGCAUCCCUACUCAACCUGAAAUCCGAAGAAUUCAGGACCUUUAUCUUUACUGAGACCGUGUUCACAGCAGUCACAGCCUACCAAAACCAGCUUAUAACCAAGCUGAAAAUUGACAGCAACCCCUUUGCAAAAGGAUUCAGGGACUCCUCCAGACUCACUGACAUAGAGAGGGAAAGUGUUGAGAGUUUGAUCCACAAGCACUCUUACGCGCGGUCGCCAAUCCGGACCUACGCGGGGGAGGAUGAUGGUUUAGGAGAUGAGAGCCACACAAUGCACAGCAGAGGUUCGGCUUUCACUGCAUCAGAUAACCUGUCCCUGAGCUCCUGGGUGACGACAGCCACUGGUUUCUCUGGGUUCCAGCACCCUCAGUCCCUGUCGGCCAUUGGCACCGGCACGGCGUCCAUCAGCAACACACUCCCUCAUCCCAUCCAGGGCUCGCUGCCCCCCUACAGCCGCCUGGGCAUGCCCCUUACCCCGUCGGCUCUGGCCAGCUCCAUGCAGGGAAGCGGACCCACCUUCCCCUCUUUCCACAUGCCCAGGUACCAUCACUACUUUCAACAAGGGCCUUACGCUGCAAUCCAGGGACUGCGCCACACCUCCACAGUGAUGACACCUUUCGUAUGACUGCCUCGAGGGGACACCGACUCUUGUUCAGUGUUUAAAUGAUCAAUUAAAAGGUAAUAAAACAAACAAUUUGACCCAGAGGAACUGGGACACGCCUCAUGAAAAAGAAUAAGUGCAUUUUCUGUCAAGGGAUUGUAUCAAUGUAAAAUACCCUUACCAAUGAUGUGCAUAGAAGAAGCAUGGUGUUCUCGCGUGAGGAGAACAGAAGAAACUCUUCCCACAACCCACUGUAAAAGUUGUGUCUCUUCACCCUGGAAAACUCUUUGCUGUUCAUCAGGUCAUAUUUUUUUUUGUUGUUGUUGUCAGGCUCUUCUGUGUGUACUCUUAGAAAAAACUAUAGAUUGUGCGCAUUUCAUUUGGAGUGGGAGAAUGACCUCCUUCAUCAGGAAUGGAGCUAAGCUUUGGACAGGCACUUCCAGAGACAAUUAAGUCACUUAACAGCUCUCCACAGACAGACAUUAAGUGUUAUUGUACAGAGCCUACCUGUGAACUGAACUGAAGGAUUUAAACACAACGGGAAGGUCACUGGAAACAAAAAAAGGACAAAAAAGAAGUUAGAUAACAUUAUAGAAUACAAAAAAUAAAAAUGCGUUUGCUGCAGGAGAUUUGUAUAUGGGCAAUUUUGUUAAAAUCAGAUGCACUACAGAGCACAUGCAUUAUUAUCAGCUAUCAGCCUGGUAUAAUGCGAAGCAUGUUCAAGCCUAAUGACCGAAGUAGAAAUGUAUGUUCACAUGUAACUCAUUUGCAUUUCUGCUUCUGUAAGUUUUUUAAGUUGAGUUUUUUGUUUUGUUUUGUUAUUCUAUCUUCUUUUGUAUGUCGUGGAACUCUCACAAAGAUCGCAGUCACUGGUGCCAGGCCGUCAUAUUUCCUUGUUAACAUUUUUUAAGCUCAGGCCAGGUUAGCAGUAUGCACUUCUCUAAAGCGGACACACAUAAUGCGAUUUUUAGUCCAUAUGAAGCCAGUCACUGUUUUAAAUACAAUUUCAGAUGGGCAGGUUCAAAGACUGGAGUCCUGCUAAUCCUGUAUUGGUGGAGCUCCAGCAAUACCUGAAAAUGUUGAGAACAUCAACACUUUGCUCUGGACAUUUAUCCAGACAACAAAAAAGACAAAAACAAAAAAUAACACACACCUGACUUUGUUGUAAAUCGAAUGAAGUCAGUGCGUGUCCAUUUUAUCUACUGGGAUUAACAGACCCAAAUACACAAGCUACUGUUGUGAUAGUGAAGGCAUGUUUUACCCAGCAAAUCAAUACAUUUUAUAUACAAGGUUAGGUGUACAUAUUUGUGAGCUAGACAACAAUGGCCUUGCAUCAGAGGUUUUAUAUAACAAUAUAACUAGGCAUUUUUUUUUGUGAAUUUUCAUAAUCUUGUCCUAGGUGUGUAGCAGGAUACUAAUCAUUUACAAAUACAGUAUGAUCACAAGUAUUUGAACACUUCCCCACCUACAAAUUUGGUAGUUUUGGCAUUCUACCGAUGCUUCCUAGUCUAAAAGACACACUUUUUGUCAUAUAUUAAAAUUAUACUUCAGUCUAAAUGUUUGAGUGUCAGGCUGACGUUUCAUUAGCGAUGCUCAGAAGUGUGGAUCUCUUGAACUGACAAUCAGGGCAGUAAGGACUCUCUCUUCACUGUAUCAGACUCUUUGGAAAUAUAUAUCUGGUCAUAAGAGUAAAACAAAUGUUAACCUAUAGGUGGGGUUCAGGGGGCGGAGCUAGGCACCAACAACCUAUCCUCUGCUGUCAUCAAUUAAAUCUACCUUAUUUAAACAUUAGUCACCUCUACCUCGCUGUCUUGUGUUUUUUCGUUUCCUCCUCCUCCCUCCUCCUCCUCUAGCAUCUCAACUGCCUUUGCAUUGGUCUCCUCUGGGGGGUUAGUGAUUCCACUUUCUUCAACCCUUUGUUAAGCUCCGCUUCAUUUACCUCAUAGAGGAGGGUUCUCCAUGAGUCAGAGGGGACCCUCGGCCAAACCCUUCCAUCUGCAUGUAUGUUUCUUUUUAGGAUUCUUCUUUCAGGUCUGAUGCCUCUAUGUGAGGGUCCCCAAGCGGUGGCAUCCCUCGUGUUUGUCGGGUCUCCUCAAAGACGGUGGCCCCUCUCCUGUUUGUCGGGUCUCCUCAGCGACGGAACCCCCCUUCUAUUAUGUUGGGCUUCGAAGAGGCGGCACACCAUGCAUUAUAUGUUUUAACAAAUACUAACUUUAUGUUUUCUUUCCGGUUCACGAGCCUCUUCGUAUGUCGGGUAACCUCAGAGACGGUGCCCCUCUUGGUAUGUUGGGUCACCUCAAAGACGGUGGCCCCCCUCCUGUUUGUCGGGUCUCCUCAGCGACGGAACCCCCCUACUGUAUAUGUUGGGUCAGGAAGAGCCGGAACCUCUUUUGUGUUAUUAAUACUAAUUCAUGUUUUUCUUUCCGGUUCACGAGCCUCUUCGUAUGUCGGGUAACCUCGGAGACGGAGCCCCUCUCGUAUGUCGGGUCACCUCAAAGACGGUGGCCCCCCUCCUGUUUAUCGUGUCUAUCGAUCAAGUAAAUGUUGGGCCUUGAAGAGGCGCAGCCCCUCUCUCCAUGUGUAUAUGUUUACUAACUCUGUCAAUAAACACUAUCAGGUGGCAUAGCUCCUCCCCAUGAAUUGGUAGUUGUACAGUAAAAAUGUGCUUUCUGGGUACGUUAUGAAUGUUAAGAAAUGUGAAAAAUAUUUACAUUAUUUACCCCCCUCUCAAGAAACAUGAAGUAUACUACAAGUAUAUUGACCAUGCAUGCCAUCACACCAAUUGUACUCGGCAAACUGCUUUUCACAAGGGAUGUUCUGCACACAUUUUUUUCUUUAGUUUACGACUUUUAUUGUGCUGCAUUACAAUGGUUUAAUUUCAAGGAAAUAUAUUUUUCUAAAGGCUUCUGCUUUUAAAACACAGGAAUGAGGGACACACUCUGAUGCUCCACAGCAUUCUUUCAGCCAGAUGAAUGUUAUACCUAUCAACUGGAAUGUACAGUACCACUGAUGUUCUGCAAAAUUACUGUUUCACCAAAUCUGUGUUUAGAUAUACAGUACGAUGAGUAUGGGAAGCCAAAUGAUCAUUUAGAGAUAUCGCUAAACAUCUGAAGUAUCUCAAAAUCAUUUUAAGAUAUCAAAAAUAGAUAUAGAGAUCGAUAUCUUGAAUUGUUUUCCAGAUAUCUUAAAAUAUAUGGAUAAAUAUGAUAUGUCGAAUUCAUUUUAAGAUAUCUGUAAAUCAAUUAGAGAUAUCAAAACAUGAAAAAAAGUUAUCUCAAAUUGAUUUACAGGUAUCUUUAAAUAAUACGUAGAUAUAUGUAAUUAAUGUGGAUUUUACUAGAAUGGUAGGCAAACUCAUGAUUUAGAGAUAUAUGUAAAUAAACAGGAAGUCAUUAUAGAUAUCUCCAAAUGACUUCCUGUGAAAAUGCUCUAUGUUUUGAACAGACUGCAUGUCUAGAGAUAUCUUUAAAUGAACAGGAAGUUAUUUCGAGAUAUCUUAAAUAAUUUAGAGAUAUCUUUAAUGGACAGAAAGUCAUUUAGAGAUAUCUUAAAACGAUUUAGAGAUAUCUUUAAAAAAGCUUACACUUUAUUUAAAUAGAUAUUCAAUUGCAUUUUAAGAUAUCUCUAAAUGACAGUUUGGCGUACCACACUAGCAAAAUCCAUAUGGUUUACAAAUAUCUACAUAUUAUUUAAAGAUAUCUGUAAAUCAAUUUGAGAUGUCUUUGUGUCAUGUUUAGCUAUCUCUAAUUGAUAUUUAUAACUUAAAAACUGCAUAAUGCUGAUCUCUCAAAAUGUUUUAAAGAUAUCUGUAAUUCAAUUUGAUAUAUCUUAAAUGUUUUACAUAUAUCUCUAAAUAUUUUAAGAGACAUUAAAUUGCUUUUUAAGAUAUCUCUAAAUAAUUUGGCUUGCUAUAGAUAAGUAUCAUGUAUUCUGUAUAAUAUAUUUAGAAUUAGGUGAUUGUUUUUUAAAGUGCAAUAUAUUUAUUUCUGCUCUAAAUUGAUAAACGCAUUGUUAUGUAAUAUUUGAAGCAUUAAACGAAUAAAUGUUAUU
Molecule: messenger RNA, 5707 nt
Organism: Acipenser ruthenus (sterlet)
Lineage: Eukaryota; Metazoa; Chordata; Actinopteri; Acipenseriformes; Acipenseridae
Product: T-box transcription factor TBX20
Exons: 8
Coding region: 356-1681 (441 amino acids)
Biological process (GO): regulation of transcription by RNA polymerase II; heart looping; positive regulation of DNA-templated transcription
Cellular component (GO): nucleus
Molecular function (GO): RNA polymerase II cis-regulatory region sequence-specific DNA binding; DNA-binding transcription factor activity, RNA polymerase II-specific
Source: RefSeq, a predicted model, not a curated record